AUGGACCAUCGGAUUCCUCGUAUCCUGAGGAACCUCAGACUGUGCGGGACCGGGCCGGCCUUCCAAAAGAUAGGAGGUUUCCCUGUACUGAGUGCGGGAAAUGUUUCCGUUUUAAAUCCAAACUUGAUGAGCAUAAGAGAUCUCACACAGGAGAGAAGCCGUAUGCCUGUCCUGAGUGUGGGAAAUGUUUUUCACAGAAGGCCAAUCUUUCUAUACAUCAGAGAUUGCACACAGGGGAGAAACAAUAUUCCUGUCCUGAGUGUGGGAAAUGUUUUGCACAGAAAUCCAGUCUUUGCACACAUCAGAGAUUGCACACGGGGGAGAAGCCGUACUCCUGUUCUGAUUGCGGGAAAUGUUUUUCACAGAUGUCCAAACUUCACGCACAUCAGAGAUCUCACACAGGUGAGAAGCCGUAUUCCUGUCCUGAGUGCGGGAAAUGUUUUUCAGCUAAGUCACAUAUUUACAGACAUCAGAGAUUGCACACGGGUGAAAAUCUGCAUUCCUGUUUUGAGUGCGGGAAAUGGUUUGUACAAAAAUCAGAUCUGGUCACACAUCAGAGGACUCACACGUGCGGGAAAUGUUUUACACAGAAGUCCGAUCUUUACAAGCAUCGAAGAUUGCACACAGGGGAGAAGCCGUAUUUCUGCUCUGAGUGCGGGAAAUGCUUUUCAUUGA
Staurois parvus is the source of this 675-nucleotide messenger RNA. NCBI's taxonomy places the organism in Eukaryota, Metazoa, Chordata, Amphibia, Anura, Ranidae. The record is from the annotation of a GenBank genome assembly.